Molecule: messenger RNA, 2245 nt
Organism: Nerophis lumbriciformis (worm pipefish)
Lineage: Eukaryota; Metazoa; Chordata; Actinopteri; Syngnathiformes; Syngnathidae
Product: transmembrane protein 198-like
Biological process (GO): positive regulation of canonical Wnt signaling pathway
Cellular component (GO): cytoplasmic vesicle; plasma membrane
Source: RefSeq, a predicted model, not a curated record
GUGAAGGCGUGCGGCCGACGGGCACCCCAUGACCUCGCCAUACCCUCACGCCUCAUCUGAUCACAUCUCAUCCCCCAUUUUCUACAUUUGACACUCUCCCUCUCCUCAUCAUGACUGAGACGCCGCAGGACCUGGAGCUCAGCCCCAGGCUGCUGGAUGGGUGUGAGGACUCGGGCCGCUACACGGUGGUUCCCUCCGUGGUGUGCUCCAUGUGCUGCCUCUUUGGCGUCAUUUACUGCUUCUUCGGCUACCGCUGCUUCAAGGCUGUGAUGUUCCUGACCGGCCUGAUGUUUGGCUCCGUGGUUAUCUUCAUGCUUUGCUACAAGGAGCGCGUGCUGGACACCCAGCUGAGUGUGGAGGCUUCCGUGGGCAUCGGCCUGGGCAUCGGCACGCUCUGCGGCCUGGUCACCAUGCUGGUUCGCAGCGUGGGCCUCUUCAUGGUGGGCCUGCUGCUGGGCCUGCUGGUGGCCGUCGCCACGUUGGUGGGCAUGGAGGAGCUUUCCGACAGCCCGCCACGCUCCGUCUGGGUGCCGCUGGGCGUGCUGCUCGGUCUGGGCAUGCUUUUUGCCGUCCUCACCCUCCAGUGGCAGCGCAUCUUCACCACACUGUCCACGGCGGUUUUCGGUGCGGCCGUCAUCACUGUGGCGCUGGACUACUUUGUGGAGUUCUUCGCGCUCGUUUUCUACACGUAUGAGCGCAUCAAAGCCGUGCCUGGCAAGCCGGUUUGCUGGAUUACGUGGGUGGUGCUGGGGGUGUGGCCCGCGCUCACCCUGCUGGGGGUCAUGGUCCAGUGGAAGGUGACUGCCGAGGGCUACUCACAUACCAAGGUCGUCAUCAGUCGUCAGCAGAGGAGGAUGCAGGUGAUGCGGAUUCGUCAAAGGGACGACCGCUACCGCCACAAGAAGAAGAAGAAGAAGCAUCAGGGCUCCUCCAGUCAACAGCAAGCCAAGCAACUCCAGCAGGACCCCGCCUACCGCCGCAAGCCCAACCCUAUACGCCGCUAUGACACUGAUGUCCUCUCACCGAGUUACAUUCAGAGUUUCCGAGAGCGGCAGGUGCAGGCGCAGCCUUUCCCGCGACAGUUCUUUGGUGGGCCACAUGCUGCAGUGGAUCUGGGCUACGACCGUGGCUCCACGCCACCCGCUGCAGGACCUUCACUACGAACCUAACGCCACCUGGACUCUUGAACCGGCAGUUCCGUACAGUGGAUGGGAAACAUCUACUGAUGACAACCUCUCGCUACACACACACACUAUACACACACACACACACACACUCCUACCUGAGGGUUGGCAUCUGUUCCAGCACCUCACACUGGAUCAGGGAUCACAAUGCAGACUCACUUCAGGCACAAGCGUCAUCCUAACUGGUGAUGCUCAGCCGGCAGGUCGUCCUAUCUCCGUGCCAUGUAGACUCCAUAGCCACCUUCUCAACGGGUUUUGCCCCACUUGGUGCUGGACCAUAAUGUCUUUAAGUGGAUUUUGCCGUAACGGGUGCCUUGUCCCUUCCUGUGACGGGAAGGGAUGUUACUGGCAGGUCUCCACGGGCGAGCUACAGGGUCACAUUCAGGGGUUACGUACCUUGAAGGUUACCAAACGCAAGAAAGCCAUAUGUACAGCGGCACCCCGCCACAACUCACUUACAGUAAGAUCCUAAAAUGAAUCACACAGCUUCAGGACCCCAAAGAUCAUCUCUACCAGGCUCGAGUAGACACAUUGGCUUGGAGGCGUCGCUCCGUCCCAGCCUCCAGUUGAUGUUGACAUCACUGUGCUGGAGACGUGAUGAACAAGGCAAGGGUGUGAGCAUCGUAUUUACACCGUCACUGUAAAAAAAAAAUGUCUUGACCUUAAUAAUAGAAAGAGAGAAUGUACAAAAUGUUUGCAUGAGCUCCACCUUGAGCGUGGCUUCCUUUAGCCUCCAAACACCCAGCGAGACUUUUACCUUCACCCGACUUUGUACAGAAGAACCUUUUUUUCUCUUUGAUUUACCACCUUCCUAUGAUAGUAUUUUUUAAGCUGUUUUCCGAUUUCAUGUGGUUAUAUUCCGACAUUAAAGCAUGCCUCUGUGCUGUCAGUGUGUGUCGUCUCGUGACACCAAGCCACACACACACACACACACACACACACACACACACACACUGUAAGAUGCUACACAAACUUUGGUUUAUUUAUUAAAGUGGCACUUGUUUACGUCAGCAUUUUUUGUUUUGUUCUUUUUUCUACAAGAUCGGCGCAUGUACGAAAGC